Messenger RNA from Purpureocillium takamizusanense, 1098 nucleotides. RefSeq lists its product as uncharacterized. The transcript has 3 exons. Lineage: Eukaryota; Fungi; Ascomycota; Sordariomycetes; Hypocreales; Ophiocordycipitaceae. The record is from RefSeq and is a predicted model, not a curated record. The coding region runs from base 1 to 1098 and encodes 365 amino acids.
AUGGGCCUGGUACUCGACUGCCGACAACCAGAAGGCUUGCUUUCUUGGGACCGCAGCAAACUCGACCACCGAUCACGACCCGACCUCACCAUGGCUGGGAAUAGCGGCGGCUAUCUAGAUUUGCCUUUCCUUCAGCCCGGCCGUCAUGCCUCGACUUUCCAAUAUCUCGGCGGCGGUGAACUGCCACUGACGGCUGAGGAUCCGCAGCAGUCACCGCAGCAGCAGCAUCCCCAUCAACAACAGCAACAGCAACAUUACAAGUUCCAGGGCGAUCCGCAGCGACAACUGACCCUAAGACAAGCGCCAAUGCACGCUCGAGUGGCUAUUGGCAAAGAAAAGGACCGCAAGCCGAUCGAUCCGCCUCCCAUCGUGCAGUUGUUGGACAAACGACAUGAUGGCAAGAGCGGACUAUACGACAGCCCCUACCUUUUCAUGACAUCCACGCUGGUUUCGGAAACGUAUGGCGAGUCGUCCAACGACCAGGAUGUGCCGUCAAACUACCUCGUCGGGUCUCUGGCCUCGUCAGUCCACAGACUACGGGACACAGACAACAUCGAGGGCGGUUUCUUCGUCUUCGGGGACCUUUCCGUCAAGCGAGAAGGGAGAUUUCGAUUGCUGUUCACACUGUACGAACGCGACCACCACAGCUCGAUGCCCAGUUUCAACUACGUAUCAGAACUCGUGACCAACGUCUUCACGGUGUAUCCUACAAAGCUCUUUCCCGGAAUGGCAGACUCAACGCCCCUGACGAGGACGUUCAGCGACCAGGGCGUCAAGGUCCGACUUCGCAAGGACUCGAGUGGCAUGGCAGCGAGAAAGCGGAACAGGAGCGCCACUGAAGCCACUGAUAGCUACCUCGAGAGGCAGCCGAAACGCUCCUCAUACGAUCGAGAACUGCCAUUGAGCAGCAGCAACUACUCGCUGUCUACCGACUUGGGCCACAUGGACCCGUUGGGUGGGAGCCACGGUGUGGCUAGCUCGGCGCCGUCAAGCGACUUCAUAAACGCGCCGGACGCAUUAUCGACGACAAGAAGCACGGGCCUGGACUUGCAGCUAUCGACAAGUGGCUACUACUUUACCGGGCCGCAGUACUAUUGA